UGCACACAGUGUUUAUGUUCUAUUUAAUAUGUAAACUGUAACAUAUUGGGUGAUAUUAUUGUGCUAUGAAUUGAUAUCAUAUAGGUAAAUUAUUUAUAUCAGCAGUUUGCUUUACAAAAAAGGAACAAUUAGUCUAACUGAAAUGGAAGUUAUGCAUUACUCGAGUAUAUGUUAUUAAAUAGUGUUUACGCUAUUGUAGAGAAAUAAGAAAUACAGGAGUAUGGAUAAAAUAGAAGAUCAGCUGAAGAAACCAUUGUUUAAGAACUGGGUAAAAGGAGGUUUAGCUUACAAGUACCUCAAAGUUGGUUUAGAAACAUUCACCGAUGACGCUGUUCACGAAGAACAUUCCCGGUUACUUAAGGAUACAAAGAAGAAAAAUAUUGAAGUUUGCAACAAAUGUAGUCUUAACAAUCUGAAACCAAAGCAUGAAAAAGAAUUUAUUCGACAAACAAGGCAAUACAGUUGUCCAUAUCGACAGACUAGAUGCAAUUGUUUGUAUAGCGAUAAAAUCGAAUGUCCGAAAGGAUUUUGCAACGAAAUUCAUAAUGAAAUACUAACAAACCAUGCAUCAAAUCCUCCAGCACCUAAUUGGAAGAACACUCAUAUCAGUGAAUGGAGCAUCCAUCCUUGGGAGAUUGCAAAGUGUUUUAUUAACGCACCUGGAUACAUCGACAAAAAGACAGUAAAUGAUAUUGAUAUUGCUGGUAUUUUACAUGUUUUUAUCAACAACAUGAGACUUCACCCUUAUCUGGAUUGUCUGUUGAACCACAAUGACAUUAUAAACAAGACAUUGCAAGGAAGAAAUAUGAUAUUCCAUUCUCCGUCAAUGGAACUUACUUUAGAUGAUUUUACAGCAACUACAGAUAACAUGAUUACUCUCUUAAAAGAUAAGAAAGGGCUUUAUCUAAACGAGAAUGCCCAAAAGGCUGUCGAGAAUAUAAAACAGCUAAAAAGGAACGAUAUUUACAUUACAACGCAAAACGAAGUUGACGUGUGUAAAGAAAUCAAACAGCUUGAAGAAGUUACGAAUGCACAGCAGAAUACUUUGAAAUAUAUAUCACAAAAGCAAGAACUCCAGAAGAAACUUAUAAAGUGA
This is a messenger RNA of Ruditapes philippinarum (Manila clam), 1096 nucleotides long. RefSeq lists its product as uncharacterized. The transcript has 4 exons. The coding region runs from base 221 to 1096 and encodes 291 amino acids. Lineage: Eukaryota; Metazoa; Mollusca; Bivalvia; Venerida; Veneridae. The record is from RefSeq and is a predicted model, not a curated record.